AGCAAAAGAAGGCGGGUUGAGAAUGGAGCACCCAUAUGUGCCCAGAGAUCUGCAACUGCCCGGAUACGUGCCCGUCUCCCUCUCUCAGGCCACCAUUGUUGGCGUCUAUGGCCUCUCUUCUCUCCUCGUCGUCUCGCUUGUCUGGUUGCUCUCUGGGAGAUCGCGCAACAUAUCUAAACUCGAUAGGUUGCUCAUGUGCUGGUGGGCUUUCACGGGACUUACGCAUAUCGUUCUCGAAGGCUAUUUCGCAUUCUCUCCCGAAUUCUACAAAGACAAGACUGGAUUUUAUCUAGCUGAAGUUUGGAAAGAAUACAGCAAAGGUGACUCAAGAUAUGCAGGAAGAGAUUCUGCAAUUGUUGCUGUUGAAGGAAUGACAUCAGUUCUGGAAGGUCCACCUUGCCUUCUGGCAGUGUAUGCUAUCGCCAAAGGAAUGGGGUAUAGCUACAUACUUCAGUUUGCCGUCUCCCUGGGGCAGCUCUAUGGAACUGCUUCUGGAUUCUGAUACCCUCACUCAUCGCUAUCCGGUGUUGGAAGAAAAUUUGUCUCGCGGUGCAGAGCCAAAGCCAGAAGAAGAAGGUUAGGUGAGGUAAGACUGCACAACAGGCUGCGGAAGAUUUCUUUGUUUAACAAAUGUCUUAGUGUGUGCACUU
This is a messenger RNA of Hibiscus syriacus, 650 nucleotides long. RefSeq names its product probable 3-beta-hydroxysteroid-Delta(8),Delta(7)-isomerase. NCBI's taxonomy places the organism in Eukaryota, Viridiplantae, Streptophyta, Magnoliopsida, Malvales, Malvaceae. Gene Ontology annotation, cellular component: endoplasmic reticulum; membrane. Gene Ontology annotation, biological process: sterol biosynthetic process. The transcript has 4 exons. The record is from RefSeq and is a predicted model, not a curated record. The coding region runs from base 23 to 502 and encodes 159 amino acids. Gene Ontology annotation, molecular function: cholestenol delta-isomerase activity; C-8 sterol isomerase activity; steroid Delta-isomerase activity.